This is a messenger RNA of Lytechinus pictus (painted urchin), 2462 nucleotides long. RefSeq names its product quinone oxidoreductase-like. NCBI's taxonomy places the organism in Eukaryota, Metazoa, Echinodermata, Echinoidea, Temnopleuroida, Toxopneustidae. Gene Ontology annotation, molecular function: quinone reductase (NADPH) activity; mRNA 3'-UTR binding; NADPH binding. The record is from RefSeq and is a predicted model, not a curated record. Bases 200 to 1201 code for a protein of 333 amino acids. The transcript is spliced from 8 exons. Gene Ontology annotation, cellular component: cytosol.
ACAAAUGAUAAAUUUUUGGUCCAUUAUAAUGAUGUAUUAUCCGCUUGGUUAUAUAAGUAGCCUCUUGACGAAAGAAGGCCUCAGUGCAAUUCGUAAGAAAACUCGGAGGGAGUUUUUAAGAAAGUAAUGCGCUCCACUGGUUCGCAAUUAAUUUCUAGAACUGCAUCGUUUAUUAUCUUUUGAAGUACGAAGCAUAUUUAUGAACUUAUUUGAGAUGGCGGAAUCAACACAAAUGAAGGCUGUUUUCGUAGAAGAGUUUGGAGGGGCGGAAAACAUGAAAAUAAAGACAGACGCCCCUGUGCCCAGAGUUGUAGCUGGAAAGGUGCUUGUACGUCUGCAUGCUGCUGGUAUCAACGAGCUCGAACUUCGCAUUCGUUCUAGGGGAUGGAGGGGGUUCAUAACCCCUUUCGUUCUCGGAAUGGAUGGAGCAGGGGUCGUCGAAACCGUCGGCGAUGGCGUGAUGACUUGCAAGCCUGGAGAUCGUGUGUAUGUAUGUCAACCAAUAACGGGGACGUAUGCGGAGUAUUGUUUAGCAGAUGCAGAUAGGGUUUAUAAACUCCAUGAUAAACUCAGUUUUGAAGAAGGAGCUCUUUUACCAAUCCCUUACUUUAGCGCUCUUCGCGCUCUCACCAGAGCUCAUUUUCAACGCGGUGAUAGUGUUUUAGUACAGGGAGCUAGUGGAGCUGUCGGCCUGGCUGCUGUUCAGCUUGCGAGAGGACUUGGUGCUUCGCGUGUAUUUGGAACAGCUGGUAGCGAAAGAGGGCGCCAAAUUGUCAGAGAAAUGGGGGCGGAUGACGUAUUCGACUAUAAAGAGAGAGAUUUCAAAGAAACAGUAAAGGCGGCAAUCGGCCCAAAGGGAGUGAACGUUAUCUUGGAAACAAACGUCGACGUCAACUUCCAUUUCGAUCUCGAAAUCGUAUCCAAGCACGGUCACAUCGUGAUCGUUGGCAAGCGAGGAAUCACAUCAUGCGAUCCACAAGAGAUGGUGACAAAAGAAAGUACAGUAACCGGAAGUGCGUUGUUCUUCUGUGAUACGGAAGCGAGAUUGGACAUGCACGACACACUUUACCGUGGCGUGGAAGAAGGCUGGCUAAAACCCUACAUCGGAGGUAGAUUCAAACUUGAUGACGUCAUCGCUAGCCAUCGAGACAUCGAAACGCGCAGCGGAGCGACAGGAAAAACUGUACUUACUAUUGAAUAAUAUUAUUGACUUAUUUUUCUGCUUUGAGCACUAUAGAUUGUUUAUAAUUCAUUUGAUGAAAACAGAUGUGCAAUACAGCUUUUCAUUGGUUUUAUAUUUAAUAUGAACAAAUAAAAAAGGAUUAAUUUAUUUAUUUAUAUAUUUCAUAUUAUACACGCAUCUUUAUCAUACUGUAGUAGAUAACACAGACAAUGUAAAAAGUUGGUCUAUAUAAUUAUAUACUACGAAGAAGUGCAUAAUGAGCAUACGAAGGUGCUGCAACUUAAGCUUUUAAGGGAUGGUCCAGGUUUGAGAUAUUUAAAUCUCAAUAAAUAGAGUAAAAUUUACAAAGCAAAAUGCUGAAAAUUUUAUCAAAAUCGGAUAACAAAUAACAAAGUUAUUGGAUUUGCAGUAUUCUGACGAAACAGUUCUAGGCAUGUCUCUAUGAAUACUCAUUAGGUGGGCUGACGAUGUCAUAUCCCAACUUGUUCUUUUGUAUUUUAUAUAUGAAAUUAGGUUUAUUCAAAAUUGUUCUACCAAAAACUAAAACAAUUGGAUUGACAACUGAUUAAGUGCAUUAGUUGUUCAUUGCCGCAACUUAUUUCAUCAUAAUGGAGACACAUCAUUUACACAAAAAUAAUGAAACAUUCAUGACUUGGUUUUAAGAUUAAAUUUUUAAACUAUUCUUGCUCAUCUGUGCGUAACGAAUUCAUAUCAUGGUAUCAAAAUGAAGAGGAAAAUUUGAAUUUCAUGUUUUAAACGAAAUAGCAUAUUUUUUGGUGGAAUGUUGUAAAAAAUCACAUAGCUUAGCUACUAGAUGACUCCACUUUGCCAAGGGUUGCAUCCACCUUUUGUGAAAUUAUACACCCCUAAAUCUACGAAUGGCUGGGUCCAUGCUGGUAUAACGUAACCAUAGAUAUAUAUAUACUAAUAAUACAUCUCUAUGAACGUAACCAUGGUAUAAUCAUUUUGGCCGACUCCGAUGUUUUUUGACGAAACGUUGGUUUGAUGACUGGACCAUUCGUGGAUAAGGGGGUAUUUUACAAAUGGCGGACUCGAGCUUUCCCAAGUGACGUGGGAGAUAGCGAAAUAAAAAGCCAGUGCGAAACGCCAUAUAUCGCUCGUCGGUUCAAAGUAUAUUUAGUGAAUACGUGUAGAUAUGUAACAGUCAUGAACGUUUGUACAUUUUUCGCAUUUUUAGGUUUUUUUUACAAUGAACUUAUCCCCCGAUUUCAGUUAUUCCGAUACCUGUCGUUACAAUAAAGUAUAUAUUAAUAUUCAA